AUGUCAUUUCUGUUCAAGUCGAAGAAGAACCAAGAGAGAUCUCUGUCGAGUCGCGAUGGGCCGCCACAGUCAUCCAACAGCUCCAUCCAGAGCACCGCUGCCCGAGUAGCACGAGAGGAGAAGAGUGCGUUGCAAAGGUCGACCCCGACAGGAAGCCUGCACUCGCUCGAUAACGAGGGCAGCGUAAGCAGUCCGGAUCAGGGCUAUGGAAGACGACCUCAAACUGCGCCGAAUGAGCAGGGGCUGGGAACGCCCCCCAGCGAUCUUCCGUUCCGCAAUGGAGGCCAACCGCAGCCCAUGCAGCAACAAGUGUCGAGCCCGAAUUCGAACUUGUACCCCUGGACGCAGCGCAGGCUCAACUACACCACUUCUCAUCCCAGCCCAUUUCCACGAUAUGGCGCCGCCGUCAACUCGACCUCGUCGAAGGAGGGUGACAUAUAUGUCAUGGGAGGACUUAUCAACAGCGCAACUGUCAAGGGCGAUUUGUGGAUGAUAGAAGCCGGGGGCAAUCUCUCGUGCUACCCACUAUCCACAACCGCGGAGGGCCCCGGGCCAAGAGUAGGGCACGCAAGCUUGCUAGUAGGCAAUGCUUUUAUCGUCUAUGGAGGAGAUACAAAGAUUGAUGAAGCAGACGUUUUGGACGAGACAUUAUACUUGCUAAACACUUCUACUCGGCAAUGGUCCAGGUCUCUGCCAGCGGGGCCACGACCCUCCGGUCGCUAUGGACACUCACUUAAUAUUCUUGGAUCAAAGAUAUACAUUUUCGGUGGUCAAGUUGAAGGAUAUUUCAUGAACGACCUAGCCGCGUUCGACUUGAACCAGCUACAGAUGCAAGACAACCGGUGGGAGAUGCUCUUACAAAACAGCGACAGUGGCGGACCACCUGUGGGCACAGUGCCUCCAGCAAGGACUAACCACACUAUGAUUACCUACAACGACAAGAUGUAUCUGUUUGGCGGUACCAAUGGCUUCCAGUGGUUCAACGAUGUGUGGUGUUACGACCCAGCGACCAAUUCCUGGUCUCAGCUUGAUUGCAUAGGUUACAUCCCGAUUCCUCGAGAAGGGCAUGCUGCGUCUUUGGUCGACGAUGUUAUGUAUAUCUUUGGAGGGCGUACCGAAGAGGGCGCCGAUUUGGGAGAUCUGGCUGCCUUUCGCAUAACCUCCCGUCGUUGGUACACCUUUCAGAACAUGGGGCCCUCUCCUUCUCCACGCUCCGGUCAUAGCAUGACCACUGUUGGAAAGGCGGUUGUCGUAGUCGGUGGAGAGCCAAGCACGGCCGCGACCGCAGUAAACGAUCUAGGCCUGAUCUAUAUGCUCGACACUACCAAGAUCAGGUAUCCGAACGAUUCGCAGAUACAGACCAGCCAGCGUCAGCAGGGCACUAGGCGGCCAAGCACCAGCAAUUCCAACGAAGCAGGCGGCAUGCAGGUAGCGAAUCGCGCUUUGCCGUUGAGAGAGGGGUCUCAGGGCCCUCCGGAGAAGAGGAUGAUGGCCCCACGGGAUGCUGGAGCGAUGCAGAGUCCACCGAACGGAAUUCGAGGCCCGAAUGGUAUCGAUGCAUCGAAGCUGCCCCGAGCCGCCGGUGCUCCACAAUCUAAUACACAACCUCAAGGACCACCCCAGAAACCGGCGGUAAACACCAACGUUGCCCCGAGAUCGCGUAACACGUCCCGGGAUAGGGCGGAUAUGGUGGUAUCACCAGUGACGCCGGUACAAAAUUCUUCGCCGGUGAUACAGGACAGCGCGAAGAUGGGGGACCUCCCCACCAAUGGUAGGCGUACACCCACUGGCCAAGGUGCUGGCCCAAAAGCUGCCACUGUACCCAAGUUGGAGCCAGUAGUGGAGGCGCCAAAGCCCGCGCAGGCACGCUCUGUUAAGUCGUCAGGGUCGGUGGAUAGCUCUACGGACCCUGGACUCAAAGCCGCAGCCGUUAGAGCGGCAUCGCCGCCACCGCCAACUCGACAAAACAGUAACCCGAAUCGCAGGUCGUCAAACAGGAACUCGCAGACCGUGGUUUUGCUCAAGGAGCUCGACAUGGCCCGGAACAGGAAUGCUUGGUACGCUUCUGAGCUAGAACUGGCGCGGAAGGCUGGAUAUGCGCCUAACGCAUCGAUGAGCCCUGUGUUUGAGCGGGGUGCGGCGGAGACCUUUGAUGACGAGGACAAGCCUUUGAUUGAGGCCCUGUUGGCCAUGCGCCAAGAGCUCGCCAAUGUCCAGAUAUCGGUGGACAAACAGGCUGUGCUCGCCGCCAAGCAGAUCGCGGAAGCUGAGAAGCAGAGAGACGCCGCGAUCCAGGAAGCAGUCUACGCGAGAGCCCGGCUUGCGGGUCAGGUUGGGGGCAGCAUUUCAAGUACGCCUCAGAUGGACCUCGCAAGAGACCCCGACGACAGGGACGGAGAGCUCAGUCGAAAGUUAGCGGCCACCCUCAGUUCUCAGAAAGAUCUCCAGAACCAGGUGGAUAGGAUGUCUGCCGAGCUAGAGGCCGAGAAGCGUGCUCGGCAGCUGGCAGACGAUACCGCGAACGCGGCACAGAAGCGCAUGCGUGAUUUGGAGACGUUCAAGCAACAAAAUUCCCUUGAAACGGAAAGUCUGAGGGCUGAGCUUCACAUACUGCAACGUGAGUCCCGCGAGCAAUCUAUUGCUGCCGCGGAAGCCCAGGCUCAGGCCGAUACGCUUCGUGUCGAGAAGGAGGAGCUCGAUGCCAAGCUGAAGGAACUCACCGGGAACUCGGAAGAGAGCAGUAAUGCCCUUACUGGGCUUCGACAAGCCCUUGCUGCUUCGACAGAGAUCAGAGAACUUCUCGAGCGCAAGGCACAGGAGGAGAGAGCUAACCGAGAGGAGAUCGAAGCUAAACUAAUCAGGCUGAAGGCCGAGCAUGAGCAACGCACAGCUGAACUUGAGGCAACCACUGCGCGCUUGCGUGAUGCGGAACAACUUGCCGAGCGCCAUGCCAACGAGGCCAAGGCUCACCAGCAAGCGUUACUUAACGGCCUCGACCAAAUCACAGCCAGGAGUGUUGGCAAGUCAGAAAAGAGCGAAUCGGAUCGCAUUGUUGCUCUGCAAGGUCAGCUCAACGCAGCAAAUGCCAUGGUUAGGAAAUACCAACAACAGGCCGAUACUGCCUCUGACAAGCUACGAAGCGCCGAGGAGCGCAUUGCCGGGCUCGAGGCAUACCAGGAGCAGGCCAGCCGGGACGGCGUCCACAUCCGGAAGCAGCUCCAGGCCGCCAUGCGCGAUACCCAGUCGCUUCAGGCCGAAAACUCGGACCUCAAGAGCCAGCUCUCUGCGCAACAGCUUGAGACCAAUGCCAUUACCGUCCAGCACAACACGCUCAAGGAUAUACUUAGCGAGCGUGGUAUUAGCCCUAAUGGUGCGCCCCGAUCGCGUGCAAGCCCGCGCGGUGAAACACCUGACACUGCGGCAGCCCGAGUUCGUGAACUAGAGCAACAGCUUCAGGCUGCGCAGCAGGCGCAGGAAGAGCACAGGCAAGCGUUUAUGACGCAAGCACAGGGCACCGAGUCAGCAUACCGUGAAAAACUCAGCCAACUAGAAAAUGACUACCAGUCGGCGGUGCACUAUGUCAAGGGCACCGAGAAGAUGCUCAAGAAGCUGAAGGAAGAGCUGGCGCGCUACAAGAACGAGAACUCCCGGCUGAAGAGCCAGAUCGGUGAUCUGGAGGAUACGAAGGGUCCUUCCAUCACGAACACGCCAGCCGAAUGGGAGAGCGAGCGUGCCACACUGACCAAGAAAAUCGAGACGCUACAAUCAGAGAUGAUGACUGCUACGGCGCAACUGGAGAAGCAGAUGCAGGCUGUGCGUACUGAGCUCGAAGCAGCCAAGCGCGAGCGCGACAAUGCUGUUAAGCACAGCGAGGAGGCAUCACAGCGCGUAAAUAUGAACAAGAAAGACUUGGAGCAACUUCAACAGGAGAACUCUCUCCUGGAACAGCGUGCGCAGGAUGCCGAGAAAAAGGUCAACCUUCUCCUCGACCAGGUCGAGUCGUCGGUGGACAACUAUCGCCGUCGCAGCAGGCAGGUUGCGAGCAUGAAUUCUGAUCAGCUCCGGGAAUCGUUGGCCAGCAUAGAAGCUGCCGAAGCCAAGUCGACAGCAGCAACAAAGACUAAUGGCAAGCUUGAACACAGUACUGGUGCUGGCGAUUCUGUCUCUACGGACAGCAGCGCCAGAGGGGGUCUCAGCGGCCUGGGUGGACACCUCAGGAGCGACAGCCUCGACACGAACAGUGAAUACAACAGCGGUGGUGAGCGAAACUCAGCCGCCCUUGAUAAUCUUGCCAACGAGCUCGAGACCCUCCGGACACACUGGGAGGCGACCAACAAGAACUACCGCCUAUCCAACACGUUUGAUUUUGAGGGCUCAGGCAUGCCGACGCCUACGGCAGCGACGAGCGGUACCGGAGGUGGUGGUCCUGGUGGCAAAAAAGCAGGCGACAAAGAUGACAAGGGGCUAAGCGAGUCGCUAGCAGAUUGGAGGAAGAGACUCGACAAUGCGUAA
This is a messenger RNA of Pyricularia pennisetigena, 4512 nucleotides long. RefSeq lists its product as uncharacterized. NCBI's taxonomy places the organism in Eukaryota, Fungi, Ascomycota, Sordariomycetes, Magnaporthales, Pyriculariaceae. Gene Ontology annotation, biological process: regulation of cell shape. The record is from RefSeq and is a predicted model, not a curated record. The coding region runs from base 1 to 4512 and encodes 1503 amino acids. The transcript is spliced from 4 exons. Gene Ontology annotation, molecular function: protein binding.